CUGAAUAGAGAAAAUAGGUCGUGGUUACCAGAGAUACGGGUCAACAGAAUGGACUUGGAGGAUCGGAGAAUCCGUCGCAAAACACCAAAAAUUAAAUGUCACGAAAAAAAAAUCAUCCGUAAAGAAACGUAUAAUUGGAAGACUAAAGGAAAAACAAGGUGCCCGGACAAAGGGACGAUGAAAAUCCAAAAACCUGCUCAGAUCAACCCUCUAAUGACGAUACUGAUGAGUUCUCGGCCUCAACUUGACCAACCAACCAGCAAAAUCCGCAAUGUAACUUGUACUGAGAGAGUGCCGUUGACUUCGUACAGGACUGUGGUUUUGGAACUUCCCGAAAACUUUCAAUACAAACCUGCCGUAAAGAAGUCAGCUGUUGCCUGCAAAUUAACAACCCACAAAUGCAUUGUGCCUGAUCCUAAUAAAUUGAAAUUAAGCUUGAGAUGGUAAAUGUGCGUGUUGUAAAAAUAAUGAUUAUAUAUAAUAAGA
Molecule: messenger RNA, 486 nt
Organism: Diuraphis noxia (Russian wheat aphid)
Lineage: Eukaryota; Metazoa; Arthropoda; Insecta; Hemiptera; Aphididae
Source: RefSeq, a predicted model, not a curated record